Motacilla alba alba is the source of this 5290-nucleotide messenger RNA. It is a transcript of the gene PRDM4, whose product is annotated as PR/SET domain 4. The record is from RefSeq and is a predicted model, not a curated record. Gene Ontology annotation, biological process: transcription by RNA polymerase II; regulation of transcription by RNA polymerase II; cell fate commitment. The coding region runs from base 2031 to 4463 and encodes 810 amino acids. Gene Ontology annotation, cellular component: nucleus; cytoplasm. NCBI's taxonomy places the organism in Eukaryota, Metazoa, Chordata, Aves, Passeriformes, Motacillidae. The transcript has 11 exons. Gene Ontology annotation, molecular function: histone deacetylase binding; DNA-binding transcription factor activity, RNA polymerase II-specific; RNA polymerase II cis-regulatory region sequence-specific DNA binding.
GUUUGGUAUAUAAAAAAAAUAUCUUUCCUUGCAGAAGAAACAGUUCCCAAAUGUGUUUUAUCACAAUACCUUGGGCAUGCAGCAUACAUCUCUGUAGACACAGAUUAACUUCUCAUUCAGUGACACUUCAUAUUAUCACUGGCUUCCUUUGAUACUUCUGCUUUAAACUGGUAGUUAAGAUAUCACUAGUUCAAGGGAAUAAAGUGACUACAAAAAAAGCUGGAAUCUCAGAGGACUCAUGCUUGACAGUAGGAAAAGAUACUCUUAUCUAUAUAUGACUACAUCCAAUCUGGCUCACAGGCUCAAAGUAUUGCUUUCAGCUUAGAUAGUUGAAAUAGCACAAAGAUUUCAGUGUCAGGGCACUUCUGCUGUAGAAUUACAGUAUCAUAAUUGGAAUUAAGACAAGUUGAGGGCUUGGGAUAACCUAGCACUUCAGGACAGAACUGAGAUGUACUAAGUGUGACCAUGAAGUUUUAAGGAUGAAAACUGAAAAUGGAAGGUCUCCUGUCAUCUCCUAUUAGGGAAUGCAAAGUGAAGAGAGAUACUUUUGGGCUUGUAGUCAUUCACUGUAGGUUCUAAGGAAAAUGUGAAGUAUUAGCACCAACAUGUGAAUAUGUGGGACUACACACACAAAAAUGAAACAGACCUAAAGCCCCCAUCACAGGAUUAGCAGUCUAUAAAAAACCUGAGGACUUGGUGAGUUCUUUUUUGACUUGCUGAAAUAAUGUUUGUGGGUCAUUUCAGAUAGUCAGUCAGUCAUGGUUAGGGUAAGGAUUAUUUGGCUUGGUGGAGGAGAGGUUGUGGGAUAUGUGGUAAACCAAAUAAGGUCAUUCUUUUGGUCAUGAAUUACAGAAUUACUUUGCUUAAAUGUACUCCUUUAGAAAUUAGAUAUUUAGACUAAACCUAUUAUGCAGGUCCCAGUUUCAGGCCAUAGACACAGAAAGGCAGGUCCAAAGGGUAUUCUUCUCACACAUCUCGGACACCUACUUCAGGAGGAGAUGAAGCACUCUCUGCAGCAAACUAUUUCUCUCCUUCAGCUACAGAGAGAGCUUGGAAAACAAGUGCAUACGAGGCAUUCAACUUUCUGACAAAGCCAAAGGAGGAGAGUCUGUUUCCUCCCCUAGAAGAAUCAAUAGGUUUGUACUGAACUAAAACGACCUCUACAUUUAGGCUCUUUAGAUCACGGAAUGAUCCUUACAGAUCCUACAUUUAGGUUCUUUAGAUCAAAAGAGAGCAGACAGAAAAAUACUUUGAAUUUCCUCCUGUGCAGACAUCCUAUCGAGGGACGGCUCAUUUAAUGAGGCAUCACUUAAGUGUCAGGCACAAGCAAAUUACCAAACUCCACUACAGUGUUCCAGGAAACAGCUGUUCGCCUCGGCACUGAAGGAACGCGGAGAUUGAUUCGAGCAGCGUACAUGAUGACUGUCCACGCGUCGCAGGCGAAAAGCGAACUAGGAAACCUCUUGCACACAUCGAGAGAUUCUUUUGCCGUGUCACCUUAGCCAGAAUUGCACGUAUGAUCAACCGUAACUGAACGAUGAUGUCCAGGAGGCAGCUGGGCACGUACGGGCCGAUGGUACCGGAGGACACAAAACGCAAGCCUCUAAUGACAGCACAUACGAGGGUGUAAUGAGAAAGCAGUGAGAUAGCUGGGAAUAUUGUGUGAGAAUACUGUGUGGAAAACCGGAAUAAGCAUCACACCCUUCUGAAGGGGCGGCACGGGAAGCCUCGGGCAGGGUUUCGGGCCAGGCGCUGGCGCGGGGCUGGCGGGGAGCGGCCGAGCCCCGGGGCGGUGGCGCCGCUUCCUGGCUCCGGCACUCGCCGGCGGAAACGGCCUCGGCCCCCUCCCUCCGCCAUCCCCGCCUCCCUCCGCCUCCCCCGCCCGCGCCGGGCCCGCGCCGCCCGGGUCCCGCCCAUGAGGCGGCGGCGGCGGUGGGGGUUGUGGCCGGGCCGUGGCCGGAGCCGGAGGCGGGUGGUGGGCCGGGACGCGGGGCUCUGAUGUGGCUGCGGGCGCUCCGCCGGCGGGCCCCAUGCACCCCAGAAUGAAUGAAAUGAACUUGAGUCCUGUAGGGAUGGACCAGCUGACCUCCUCCUCUGUGAGCAAUGCCCUGCCAGUCUCAGGAAGUCACUUGGGCUUGGCAGCAUCACCCACUCACAACGCCAUACCAGCACCAGGUUUGCCUGUUGCAAUUCCAAACCUGGGCCCCUCCUUGAGUUCCUUGCCCUCUGCUCUGUCUCUGAUGCUCCCAAUGGGUAUUGGGGAUCGAGGAGUGAUGUGUGGUAUACCAGAGAGAAACUACACCCUACCUCCACCACCAUACCCUCACCUGGAGAGCAGCUAUUUCAGACACAUUCUACCUGGUAUCUUAUCUUACUUGGCUGACAGACCACCACCUCAGUACAUCCAUCCCAACACUAUAAAUGUUGACAGCAAUCCAUCAUUGUCAGUCUCCAACAAUCCCUCAGCCCUGGAUCCCUACCAGCCCAGUGGGACUGUGGGGCUGGAACCAGGGAUUGUCUCCAUGGACUCCCGCACAGUGAACACACACGGUCCUCAAAAUCUGCAUCCUAGUGACAGCCACGAGGUAGCACUGGAUACUACAAUCGCCAUGGAGAGCGUUUCCAGGGUAACCAGCCCCAUCUCUACAGAUGGGAUGACAGAGGAGCUUACAAUGGAUGAUGUAGCCGGGGAUCACACGCAGAUCCCAAAUGGCUCCCGGAGCCACGAACCUUUAGCCGUAGACACAGUGGGGAGUAACUUGACAUCGGACGCUGUGGGACACGGCGCUGUCAUUCCCAUUCACAGUAGCACUUUGGAACUCCCUGUUGUCAUGGAGCCUGACCACAUUGCUGGGCGGGUGACAGGGAUAUCGGACAGCACACUAAAUGACCCCAUUCAUACUGUGGCCAUGAGCACCAGCUCUGUGAGUGUGGCGCUCCCUACCUCACACAACCUCGCUUCCCUGGACUCAGUAGCCUUGCAUGAAGUGGGCCUCAGCCUGGAGCCUGUGGCAGUGUCUUCCAUAAGUCAGGAAGUAGCCAUGGGGCCAAGCCAUGUCGAUGUGUCUGCAGACAAUCUUGCCUUUGUACCAUCAUCUCUGCAAAUGGAAGACUCCAACUCCAACAAGGAGAACAUGGCAACCUUGUUUACCAUAUGGUGCACGCUGUGUGACAAGGCGUAUCCAUCAGACUGCCCGGACCACGGGCCUGUCACCUUUGUCCCCGAUAGCCCAAUCGAGAGCCGAGCCCGGCUGUCCCUCCCGAAGCAGCUGCUCCUCCGGCACUCUAUCAUGGGAGCUGAAGCGGAUUAUGGUCUUCUAAUGAUAGGUGUGUGGACACGAGAAACCAUUCCUGUGAGGACUUGUUUUGGACCUUUGAUCGGGCAGCAGAGCCAUUCUCUGGAGGUGGCCGACUGGACAGACAAAGCAGCCAGUCACAUCUGGAAGAUCUAUCACAACGGUGUACUGGAGUUCUGUGUCAUCACAACUGAUGAAAAUGAAUGUAACUGGAUGAUGUUCGUACGCAAAGCCAGGAACCAGGAAGAGCAGAACCUGGUAGCGUAUCCUCAUGAUGGAAAAAUUUACUUCUGCACCUCUCGGGACAUCCCCCCUGAACACGAGCUUCUCUUCUAUUACAGUCGGGACUAUGCACGACAGCUUGUGCCCAAAGGUGUCCCUGAGCAUCCAGACAUGCAUAUCUGCCACUGCGGGAAGGAAUGUGCUUCCUAUGUGGACUUCAAGGCCCAUUUGAGCAGCCAUGUUCACAACCACCUCCCCAGUCAGGGACACAGCAGCAACCACGGGCCAGGCCACAGCAAGGAGAGGAAGUGGAAGUGCUCCAUGUGCCCCCAGGCUUUCAUCUCCCCUUCCAAGCUGCAUGUGCACUUCAUGGGGCACAUGGGCAUGAAGCCGCACAAGUGUGACUUCUGUAGCAAAGCUUUCAGCGAUCCAAGCAACUUACGGACACACCUCAAGAUUCACACAGGUCAGAAGAAUUAUCGCUGUACCCUCUGUGACAAAUCAUUCACGCAGAAGGCUCACCUGGAGUCACACAUGGUCAUUCACACCGGGGAGAAGAACCUCAAGUGCGAUUACUGUGAGAAGCUCUUCAUGCGCAGGCAGGACCUCAAGCAGCAUGUCCUCACUCACACACAAGAACGGCAGAUCAAGUGCCCCAAGUGUGACAAGCUGUUUCUGAGGACUAAUCAUCUGAAGAAGCAUCUUAAUUCACAUGAAGGAAAGAGGGACUAUGUCUGUGAAAAAUGCUCCAAGGCUUAUCUAACCAAAUAUCACCUCACUCGACAUUUAAAAAUAUGUAAAGGCCCCACAUCCAGUCUGUCAGCCCCAGAGGAGGAAGAGGAGGAGGAUUCAGAGGAGGAAUUAAUAGACUCUAUGAGGACUGAAGACUGUAGGAUUAACAAUGGAGUCUAUUCAACAGGUGAUGUUCUCUCUGGACACAAAUGAAGAAGAGAUGGAAUCUUUCUUGGAUAAGUAGGGAAGAAAAAAACCCUCUUCCUUGUUUUCCCAGUCACCAGUGUAUGUCAGGUGAGGAGUUUUCCUUCUGAUUUUGUCUCCACACUACCACUACUUAAUAUAAUCUGUAGCCAGAAGACUGAACAAGACUGGAUCAUGCACAUACAAGUGAAGAGUUGCUAAGAAGGAAAUGUGAGGCAAGAUUACUUUCACACACGCUUUGCAUACUUCUCCAAAUCACUUGCAUUAAUCCAUCCAGUGCCAGGACACAUGUCACACCUCACAUAGCCCUUUGAGCAAAGAGCCACGAACCAGAAGUGCAGCUGAGGGAUUGCAGUGACCUGUAAGCCAGCUGUCCUUAACUGCCCAAGGUGUGACAUGAAGAGGAACAAGGAAAAAUGGUGGUGGAAUUUUUUAACUGAAGGAUGUGGUUUGGCACAAAGCAAAGACUUCUCAAUGCUCAGGUUUCCUUCUUAAAACCUUUUGGUUAAAAAAAAGGCCAGUGAAAUCAGCACUUCCAUUCAAAGUAUCCCACUACAGAAAAUCAGACAUUGGUUUUUGGAGAACAGUUCUCCCCUCUUCUCUCUCAAGUUCACAGCCCAUGGAAGCAGGUGAAGAGAUAAAAGACUGUAUGGACUCAGUAAGGAAAGAGCUUACAGACGAUCAGGCAGUGUUUACAGUAUAUGUUACUUCUUGGGCUGUAAACCUUUUACCACCUAGAAUGAUGGGAGCUUUGCUGCUAAUAUUAUUUAUGGAAUGAAGAUUAUUACAUUUGGUUGUUUUCUUUUGAAAUAAUUAAAAAUGUGGCUCUUCUCUAA